Molecule: messenger RNA, 2003 nt
Organism: Aspergillus piperis CBS 112811
Lineage: Eukaryota; Fungi; Ascomycota; Eurotiomycetes; Eurotiales; Aspergillaceae
Product: hexadecenal dehydrogenase
Exons: 4
Coding region: 107-1651 (514 amino acids)
Biological process (GO): aldehyde metabolic process
Cellular component (GO): cytoplasm
Molecular function (GO): aldehyde dehydrogenase (NAD+) activity
Source: RefSeq, a predicted model, not a curated record
CUUUUUUGAUCCUUCGUUCCUCUCCUCCUGUUCCCAUUAUUCCCUCCCUCCCUCCCUGUCAUCUUCAUCCCCUCCCCUCUCUCUCCACCACCUUAAUUUACUCACCAUGGGUGCCAUUGAAAUCCCUCCUUUGGAGUAUACUCCUGUUGACGAGGUCGCUGAACGCGUCUCUCGCUGCCGCAAGACCUUCCACGAGCAUACCACUCGCGAUGUGGAGUACCGGCUGGUCCAGCUCCGGAAGCUUUACUGGGCCAUCAAGGAUCGUGUCGACGAGAUCCAUGAGGCUUUGCGUCUCGAUCUGAACCGGCCUCUCUUUGAGGCCGUCAUGGCUGAAAGUACCUGGCUGCUCAAUGACAUUGUCUUCGUUUGCCGCAAUCUCCCCAAAUGGGUCAAGGAUGAGAAGGCCGAAGAUAUCGACCUCACCUUUAAGUUUACCAGUCCCAAGAUCCGCAAGGAUCCUUUGGGUUGCGUUUUGGUUAUUGGUGCUUUCAACUACCCUUUCCAGUUGACGCUGGGUCCAGUUAUUGGCGCUAUCGCAGCGGGUAACACCGUUGUCAUCAAGCCUAGUGAAAAGUCCUCCAACUGUGCGGUGGUCAUCCAGCAGAUUAUCGAGGCUGCUCUUGACCCCUCCGCCUACACCAUUGUUCAGGGUGCUAUCCCCGAGACUCAGGCCUUGUUGGCCGAACGCUGGGACAAGAUCUUCUUCACCGGCAGUGCUAAUGUCGGUCGCAUCAUCGCUAAGGCAGCGGCUCCUAACCUCACCCCCAUUGUUUUGGAGCUGGGUGGCAUUAACCCCGCCAUCAUCUCCAAGAAUGCCGACCCCCGACUGGUCGCGCGCAGACUAUUCUGGCCCAAGCUGAUGAACGCUGGUCAACUCUGCACGUCGCAGAACUACCUGCUGGUCGAGAGGCCGCUUGUCGAUGCUGUCGUGGAGGAGUUCAAGAAGGUCUACAAGGAGUUCUACCCCCAGGGUGCCAAGGGCUCUGCGGACUUCUCCCAUAUCAUUGACGAUGCUUCUUUCCACCGUAUCAAGGGCAUGAUCGACAACACCAAGGGCAAGAUUGUCAUGGGUGGCAGCAUGGAUGAAAAGGAGCGCUUCAUUGAACCCACCGUUGUUGUGGUCGACUCGCCUGAAGACUCCAUGAUCACACAAGAGAGCUUUGGUCCUCUCAUUCCUAUCUUGCCUGUUGACAGCGUCGAGCAGGCUGUCCAGAUCGCCAACGGCGUCCAGUCCACGCCUCUGGGCCUCUACCCGUUCGGUUCCAAGGCGGAAGUUGAGAAGAUCCUGUCACAGACCCGCUCCGGCGGUGUUGCCGUCAACGACGCCGCCCUGCACAUCCCCACCCUCCCCUUCGGUGGUGUUGGCGAGAGCGGUCAGGGUGCUUACCGGGGUAAGGCCAGUUUCGAUGUCUUUGUGCACCGUCGCACAAUCACCACUAGCCCUAGCUGGAUCGAAAGCUUCCUCGCCAUUCGCUACCCGCCCUACAACGGCAAGGAGGAGCUCUUCAAGAAGGCUACUACUUUGAUUCCCGACUUUGACCGCGACUGCAAGAAGGUCCAGCUGAGCUGGCUCAGAUACUUUUUGACUCUUGGUGGUGGCAGUGCCAAGUCUGGUGCUGCUCGUGCCACUGUUGUUGCUGCUGGUGAGUGAUUCUUUUUACUAUCGUCAACUGUCAUUUUCUUGCUACAACCCCUCUAUCCACUGCGUAUCGUUGUUUGAUAUGCCAGACUUCUUACCUCCGCAUCCCCUUCAGACCGAGAGUGAAUUAUCCCGCACGUCGCUUCCACGUUAAUUGGAUACCCCGAUACCCUGGAUACGUAAUUUACAUAUACACUAAACAUAAUAUCUAUUGAUAAUUAUCGCUUAAUGUUCUACACAUAAUGUUUUGCUUAACGUUCAGACGAUGUACGAGCAUUUACUUACAUAUCUAUGAUUAGUGGCUUAUAUCGCACGUCAAGUGCUCGAGCGCCGAUUGGCGAAGCUCUGAUUGCGCCAGUAUAUC